GGCACACCUCCGAUUCAGGACGAGCGGCCGGCCAGCCAGCGCGCGAGAGGACGUACGGACGCACAGCUAGGCGGAGGCGAUGGACGGCCGACGACGACGGCAAUGGCCGAGGUCGCGCUCGGGAGCGGCCGCCGCGCGUCUCCUCCUCCUGCUGCUCCUGGCGGUGUCCUUGGGUGGGCAUGGUGAUCACGGCGCGGCGGCUGCGGGCGUCGCCCCGGCAGGCGGCAACGGCAUGACGGAGCUGCAGAAGCACGUGGCGUUCUUCGACCGCAACCACGACGGCAUCAUCACCUUCGACGAGACCUACCAAGGUCUGCAGGACGUCGGAGUUGGCGAUGUCACGGCCAAAGCCAGCGCCGCGUUCAUUAACGGCGCCCUCGGGCCCAAGACCAGACCUGACAAUUCCAACUCCUCGCGCAUGGAUAUCUACGUAGAGAACAUUCAGAAGGGCAAACAUGGAAGCGACACAGGCGCCUACGACGCUCAAGGAAGGUUCGUUCCCGCGAAGCUGGACGAGAUGUUCACCAAGCACGCCAAGACCGUACCGAACGCCCUGACGAAAGACGAGCUCGACGAGAUGCUCAAGGAUAACCGGGAGAAGAUGGACGUCGCAGGAUGGCUGGGAGCCAAGUCGGAGUGGGAGAUGCUGUACAAGCUGGCCAAGGACAAGGACGGCCGCCUGCCCAAGGACACCGUCAGGGCCGUGUACGACGGAUCCCUCUUUUACCAGCUGGCGGCGCAGGCGAAGAAGGGCUGAUUCGUUUACGUUAAUUUCAGUAAUCAAUAACAAGCAACGUUUUUUUUUUUGUCGUUUCUGAAUGCUUGCCUGUGUGGCUGUGUAAGAAAGCGAGUGGGUCGGACUCAAUGGCAGGCAACGGUUUU
This is a messenger RNA of Zea mays, 882 nucleotides long. Its product is annotated as ABA-induced protein. The transcript is spliced from 6 exons. Bases 80 to 757 code for a protein of 225 amino acids. The record is from RefSeq and is marked validated. Gene Ontology annotation, molecular function: calcium ion binding; monooxygenase activity. Lineage: Eukaryota; Viridiplantae; Streptophyta; Magnoliopsida; Poales; Poaceae.